GAAAACUUAACACAUAAGCUAAAUUAAGAAGAGAGGAAAGAAAAAGCGUAGGAGUAGGGUAAUUGAAAUUUCAUUCAUAGUGAAAGAAAGAAAGAAAGUGAUUCUGGUUGGUUUGUUACGUGAGAGUUUCGUUUGAAUCAAAAAUGUCCCACAGCGACACCAUACCCCUUCACGCAUCAUCCCAAUCUGACAUCGACGAGAUCGAAAAUCUCAUCUACGCUUCUCCGGCCACCGUUCUUCCUGCUCGUCCACCAUCUCCUCCACGCGCUUCAAUCCCCGUCACUUCUUCCACUUCUUCUCCUUUCAUCAAUUCCAAUCUUCCUAAUCCUGCACCCCCCAAAUCCUCUUCUCUCCCCUCUCUCCCAAAACCCCCUUCUUCUUCUCUCCCUCCUCUUCCUCCUCCUCCUUCUUCUACCCGACCCGAUAUCUCCACCUCCGGAUUCGGACCUGCUCCCAAUACCUUGACUGAACCUGUUUGGGAUACUGUCAAAAGAGAUCUCUCCAGGAUUGUUAGUAAUUUGAAACUUGUUGUUUUUCCUAACCCUAAUCGUGAAGAUCCUGGUAAGGCUUUGCGUGAUUGGGAUCUUUGGGGACCUUUCUUCUUCAUUGUUUUCUUAGGUCUCACUCUUUCUUGGUCCGCUUCUGUCAAAAAGUCUGAGGUUUUUGCGGUUGCAUUUGCCUUACUUGCUGCUGGUGCUGUAAUUUUGACAUUGAAUGUCCUGCUUCUGGGUGGACACAUUAUUUUCUUCCAGAGUCUGAGUCUGCUGGGUUAUUGCUUAUUCCCUCUUGAUGUUGGUGCAUUAAUUUGUAUGUUGAAGAACAAUGUUAUAGUGAAAGUGGUAGUGGUAUGUGUGACAUUGGCGUGGAGCUCUUGGGCUGCAUAUCCUUUCAUGAGUUCUGCAGUCAACCCCAGAAGAAAAGCUCUUGCUCUCUACCCUGUUUUUCUCAUGUAUGUAUCUGUUGGUUUUCUCAUCAUUGCCAUUGACUAAAUGCAUCAAUGUUUCUGAUUACUUUAUUCAGAUAACUACUUGGAAUUCCCUUCUAAAUAGGAAUUUUUGUUUAAUGAUCAACCUAUCUUAUUCUUUGUUACCCUUCUUUUGUACUCGCGCCCCAUUUUCUUUUUCUGUUUGAUAUUUUUGUUAGAUAUAUGAAGACAAAUGAUUGUAUAAUAUUACAUGGAAUAUAUGAUGAGACCAAACUUGCUGCAAA
Messenger RNA from Medicago truncatula (barrel medic), 1209 nucleotides. Its product is annotated as protein YIP4b. Gene Ontology annotation, cellular component: membrane; trans-Golgi network. The record is from RefSeq and is a predicted model, not a curated record. The transcript is spliced from 3 exons. Gene Ontology annotation, biological process: endoplasmic reticulum to Golgi vesicle-mediated transport. Bases 144 to 989 code for a protein of 281 amino acids. Lineage: Eukaryota; Viridiplantae; Streptophyta; Magnoliopsida; Fabales; Fabaceae.